Molecule: messenger RNA, 975 nt
Organism: Gregarina niphandrodes
Lineage: Eukaryota; Apicomplexa; Conoidasida; Eugregarinorida; Gregarinidae
Product: putative replication factor C subunit
Exons: 3
Coding region: 1-975 (324 amino acids)
Biological process (GO): DNA repair; DNA-templated DNA replication
Cellular component (GO): DNA replication factor C complex; nucleus
Molecular function (GO): ATP hydrolysis activity; DNA binding; ATP binding
Source: RefSeq, a predicted model, not a curated record
AUGUUGUGGGUCGACAAAUACCGCCCCAACAAGGUCGAUGAUAUCGACCAUCAUGCCGAUAUCAAGGCCGUCUUAGGCACCGCGUUGAAGACGGGUCAGUUGCCAAAUCUGCUUUUCUAUGGUCCUGCAGGAACUGGGAAGACAUCAUUAAUCUUGGCCUUUGCAAAGGAGUUGUACGGGGUGCAUAACUACAGGAGUCGGGUGUUAGAGUUGAAUGCAUCUGACGAAAGAGGUAUCGAUGUUAUACGUGAUCGAGUGAAGCAGUUUGGCAAAAUGGUUGUUGGUUCUGGCCGUGUAUCCUGGAAGCUCAUUAUAUUGGAUGAAAGCGAUAUGUUAACGACGGAUGCUCAGUCGGCUCUAAGACGAGUUAUGGAAGACGCUAGUCGUUAUACUCGAUUUGUUUUGAUUUGUAAUUACCCGACCAAAAUUAUCGACCCUGUUGCCUCGCGUUGUGCCAAGUGCCGCUUUGAGGCCAUCCCCCCUUCGAUGCAGCUCCAACGACUCCGUUUCAUAUCUAACAACGAAGGCAUAAACAUUUCCCCACAGGCUCUCGAAGAAAUUACCAAAAUCACCAAAGGAGAUUUGCGAAUGUCCAUCAACAUUCUACAGUCAUGCGCCUACCUUAGCAAAACCGAUGCACCCAUCCACAUCAACCAGAUCUGGGAACUGGCAGGCUUACCUUUGGAUGAUCAAGGCAAUGCCAUCAUUUCCAUCCUAACCGACGACGUCGAACAAAGUCUCAGCACCGUUAUUGAUGGCGGAUGGAAUGUUCAGGCCCUCUUUGAAAGCCUCGCUCUAGAACUCGCUACCACAACAAAAUUAAGCCAGGCGGCCAUCAGCAUUCUUUUUCAAGAACUCGGUCAAUGCGAGAAGGCCUUGUGCCUUGGAGGUAAUGAAAAAUUACAGCUAAGACUAUUGCUGUACCGAGCGUUCCACCUUAGGAAAGCAGGUCAGGAAGCUUCUGGCAAGAAAUAG